GGUCACACUGUUUGGCGGUCUUUCUUGUUUACUGCAUUUCAUCUCUUGCCGAAAUUCGGAAAUUCUCGCAGCUUCCACCGAAAAUCCAAUCUAAUUAACUGCAUUAAGAUGAUGGAACCCUUUGAUCCACGCUCAAUCAUCAAUGGCAGCAUGCUGAAGCAGUUUUCCGGCCAGACGGUGAGCAUAAUGGUGCGCGUGGAGAGCGUGGCCGGGACCACUUUGCUGGCCAGUUCCACGGACAAGCACAAGCUGCGCAUUAAUUUGCCGGGCGAGCUGGACGUCGCCACAGGAGCCUGGGUGGAGGUGAUCGGAGUGCCGCAUGGCGCCGACUCCCUCAGGGCCAAAGAGGUUAUAGAGUUUGGCGGCGAGAACAUUGAUUUCGAUACGGAUGGCUACAAUGGGAUGGCCCACCUCAUCAACAAUGUGAAGGGCUUCUAUCGCAGUGGCUAGGGGAGCACUUUCCAUAGUUUAGGCUUAGGAACUAGGGUAUUAAUUAUAAGCUUGAAAUUUUCCUUCCUUUUUUUCUACCUUGCCUCUCACAAAAUCGGUCUGCGAACUGAAAUAUAAACUGUAAUUUGCUGAAAUAUCAGAAAUUCCCAUUGAAAUUGAAACAAAUCA
Molecule: messenger RNA, 618 nt
Organism: Drosophila serrata
Lineage: Eukaryota; Metazoa; Arthropoda; Insecta; Diptera; Drosophilidae
Gene: RPA3
Product: Replication protein A3
Biological process (GO): base-excision repair; nucleotide-excision repair; double-strand break repair via homologous recombination
Cellular component (GO): nucleus; DNA replication factor A complex; site of double-strand break
Molecular function (GO): single-stranded DNA binding; damaged DNA binding
Source: RefSeq, a predicted model, not a curated record